AUGCUGAAUCGAAACUACCAUCGAGCCCUCCGCAGCAGCAGGCCCCUCGCCUCAUCGAUGUCGAUAUCGAUCCUUCUUCGCCAGCCAGCCCUUCCGCGCCGGUCAUUCCAUCCAGAACCACGCUCCUUCCAGAACAGUGCUCACGGCACGCACCGCUUCGUGUACAGAUGGAUCAUCCAAGCCAUCGGCACGCCCUUUGCCGUCGCUUACCUGUGCGAUCAAGUGUCGGAGCGAAAGGACGACGGCGGCGGCGGGGAGAAUAGCUUCAAGCUGGCCCUGCCGGGAAUCGAUACGGGGAUUCUGACCGAGCCCAUGCGGGUGAAGAGUUGGACUUGGGGGCAGGUGCGCGUGUCUUGA
Molecule: messenger RNA, 357 nt
Organism: Cladophialophora carrionii CBS 160.54
Lineage: Eukaryota; Fungi; Ascomycota; Eurotiomycetes; Chaetothyriales; Herpotrichiellaceae
Exons: 1
Coding region: 1-357 (118 amino acids)
Source: RefSeq, a predicted model, not a curated record